AUGGCAGAACAAACCCCAGUGCACUUUUUUGACAUCCUGUCGUCCCUACCUGGUCCGUCCAAAGCGUGGUCUCCUAACACAAUCAAAACUCGCAUGGCUUUGAACUAUAAAGGAGUGCCCUACACGCAAACCUACGUCUCCUACCCAGACAUCGCUCCUCUUCUCCGUGGCCUGGGUGUUCCGCCUCAUCCAGAGGGAGCCCCACAUAUUCCAUACACCCUCCCAGCUAUCUGGCACCCCUCCUACGGAGCUUUGAUGGACUCUCUCCCAGUCGCCGCCCAGAUUGAAAAGCAAUACCCGGAGCGACCUCUUUUCCCGUCGGGUAACGUUAGCUAUGCGCUUGCGGUCGCGGUCGACAAGAUCAUGCGAGGUGCUGCAUUCUCGGCGUAUACAUUCAUACUUCCGGCUAUCGCGGACAUUCUCGACCCGCGGGGCAGAGAGUACUAUAGGACAACCCGAUCGGCAAAACUGAACAAACCUUUCGAUGAAAUUCGACCCACUGAUCAGGCGGUGAUCCAGAACAUGAAGAAUAAGAUGAAGGAGGAGAUGACACCUAUAGUGCAGAUGCUGAAAGGCGGAAGUGGAAAGACCGGUCCGUUUUUCGAGGGUGAUCAGCCAAGUUACGCAGAUUUUAUAGUGGAGGCGUUUUUGAUUUGGUUCAAGUAUGCGGAUGAAACGAUCUGGCAGGAGCUGAUUGCCCUAGGAGACGGCGAGAUCAAAAGAUUGUGGGAUGCUUGCUAUCCGUGGGUUGAAGGGCAGGGUGAGAAUAAAGAAUGGGAAAUCCCCAAGUAG
Molecule: messenger RNA, 792 nt
Organism: Aspergillus puulaauensis
Lineage: Eukaryota; Fungi; Ascomycota; Eurotiomycetes; Eurotiales; Aspergillaceae
Exons: 2
Coding region: 1-792 (263 amino acids)
Source: RefSeq, a predicted model, not a curated record